ACUGUGGACAGUGGAUGAUAUUAAAAGUAAUUUUAGCAUUUUAGGAAUAAAACCACUAUCCUUUUUAGUCAACCCUCCCUUAUUGCGUGCCUGAAUUUUAACGUUGAUCAUUAUCGUGUUGAUCAUCGGUGGUGGGAGAGCCAAAUAAUUUUGAGGUGGUACUGAAAUGUGGGAGGAAAAAAAAAACCUUGGCGAACCGCUGAUGUAAAGUGUUUGAUUGCCCUCGUGUGGCCAUAAUAAGCCACUACAGCCAUGAAAUCAAACUUGCAUGCACUGCACCAGAGUGACGGAAAAUAAUUUCGACGUAUUACGUUAUUUUUAAAUACCAUUCUACUCUAACAAAGUAAUCCAGUCUAUUUGUUAGGUACCCCCCCCCCCCCAACAGACUGGGACGUAGCAUCUUCUCUGUCAGGAUGUCAACAUCUGAAAAUGCUUGGUCAUCUGGAGCUCGCGAUGCAUCACGGUCCACGUCGGAGGCCGAGCUGCGGCUCGCUCUUCUGGGAAAGACGGGAUCGGGGAGGAGCUCCUCUGGCAACACCAUCUUGGGCAGGCCGGCCUUCGCGGCGGACGUCUCCCCCUGCUCUGUCACUACACAUUGCACGAAGGAGACGGGGACAGCAGGCGGAAGGUGCAUCUCUGUGAUUGACACGCCGGGCUUCUUUCACACACACUUGUCCACUCAGGAGGUCAUUGGAGAAGUGGGACGGUGUGUCGCCCCGUCCACUCUUGGACCCCACGUAUUCUUGGUGACCCUGCAACUUGGCAGGUUCACCCAGGAGGAGAGCGAUGUCCUGCAGUGGAUUAAGGCAACAUUUGGACCUGAAGCCACCAGGUUUACACUGGUGCUGUUCACGUGGGGAGACCAGCUGCGAGGAAAACGCGUGGAAGAGUUUCUGGAGCAGAAUGAUGAGCUGUCUGCAUUUGUCAGCAGUUGCAAUGGAAGCUUUCACGUCUUUGACAAUAGCCAGCGGAGGAAUACGACUCCCUGCUCCCAACAAGUGGAGCAACUUCUGACAAAGAUCAACAAGAUUGUGGAAAGCAACGGAGGCGGUUGCUAUAGCAACCACAUGUUCAAGGAGGCCGAGAAUGCCAUCAGGAACACCCGGGAGAGGAUUCUGGAAGAAAAGCGACAACGGUGGCUACAUGUUGAGGAUAACGAAACAGAGGGCCCACAGCCGGAGCUGCAAGACAGACAGAGGGGGGAGGAGGAGGCGGCGGCUGCCAGACGGAGGGCAGAGAGGCUCUUCUGGUGCGAGCUGUUGACUGCGAUUGGAACAGGUGCGGCUGAAGGGGCUGGUUUCACCGAGACGGACAAAGGCAAAGGCAAAGCCUUGAAGAAAGUCAAAGUGGUGGAGAAGGCGGCGGCGGCUCUGGUCACCUCGCCGUUCUCCAUCAGUUCAGCUGCAAAGGUGGUUGGAGGUGCUGUGAGAGAAGGAAGUAAGGUGCUCUACAAGCACCGCAAAACAUUCCUACACUGACUGAAUGGAUUCCAAAAAGCACACAUUUGCAACGUAAGUGUUCACGGAUCAAGAAAAAAAAAAGGCAAUGAUAAUAAAUGUGCAAUUUAAUUUAGAGCGGAAAACACAUUUAAAGUUAAAAAAUAAUAAUAAAUCCUGACUACAGCUAAAAUGAUACAUUGGAAUGAAUUUCUAUUUAUAUUACACGGUUAUGCUUCAUUUUUGGCUGCUGUUCCUGAAAAAAAAAAAUGCUGAGCCCUUUUUACUCCUGUGACGAAACGCA
Molecule: messenger RNA, 1740 nt
Organism: Hippocampus zosterae (dwarf seahorse)
Lineage: Eukaryota; Metazoa; Chordata; Actinopteri; Syngnathiformes; Syngnathidae
Product: GTPase IMAP family member 7-like
Exons: 2
Coding region: 414-1478 (354 amino acids)
Molecular function (GO): GTP binding
Source: RefSeq, a predicted model, not a curated record